Strigops habroptila (Kakapo) is the source of this 2203-nucleotide messenger RNA. RefSeq names its product CMP-N-acetylneuraminate-beta-galactosamide-alpha-2,3-sialyltransferase 2-like. Lineage: Eukaryota; Metazoa; Chordata; Aves; Psittaciformes; Psittacidae. The record is from RefSeq and is a predicted model, not a curated record. Bases 736 to 1695 code for a protein of 319 amino acids. Gene Ontology annotation, molecular function: beta-galactoside (CMP) alpha-2,3-sialyltransferase activity. The transcript is spliced from 7 exons.
GCCCUGCCCUCCCAAACGAUGGUGACUGCAAAGAGCUUCAUGAAAUAUUCACUGCACUGCCUGAAUCCCCUGGCUCAGGGCUUAAUGGAGCUGCUGGCACCACCAUGCAGCCUCCAGCAGAGAGGGCACUGGGGGCCUUCAGCAUGCCCCUAAGCCUGUGGGGUGAGGAGAUGACAUUUCAUAGCUGCUUCCUGCUUGGGAGCACCCACAUCUGUGUUUCCGAUGCGGUGGUGACGACUUGUUUGUGCUUCUCUUCAAGAAGAGCUGAUGGUUCAGUUGUGUUUUGGAAGGGCAGGCUUGCAGCACGACCUGCUGUGGCGACCCAGGAUCAUCCAACCAGUCCCCACCAUCUCCUGCUUCUGCCCCUUGCCUGGACACCCGGAUCAGCAGCUUUACUGUCAGGAGUGUGUCCUGUGGCUCGUAUUUGAGUGCAGUUGGUUGGACACCACGGCAAGCAGGCCCUGAAAGUGUCACAGGCAAAGAGGAGCUCCUUGUACAGCACGUGCUGCCAGCCAGCCCUACCUUCACUAAGUAACUGUGGCAGUGCCAGAAGCAGAGCACAGCAAUAAAGCUGUUUGAAAAGGAAAUGAGAACCAUGCUAUUUCAGGUCCCCUGCAGUACUGGUGAGCAGCCAAGGGAUGUCCCGGGAGGCUGGGCAGGGAGGAUGGGUGGGAAGAGUUCCAGUGGUGUUGCUGCCUCUGGUCCCUGUGACAUCUCGCUGCAGAUGGUGUGAGGAUGCUGUGCCAGAGGCGCAUGCAGGUGGUGCUGGCCCUGUGCCUGCUGCUGGUCCUGUGGCAAUGCUUCCAAGCCCCCAGGGAUGGCAUCAGCCCCUUCCCUCAGGCUCCCUCCCUCCUUGACGCCCCUGCUGCCUGCCUCACCGCCAGCACCAACGGCUCCACGUGGUUCAAUGCCCGCUACAACACGACCGUGGGGCCUCUGCUGACAGGCACAGCCUAUGAGCUCUCCUCCGAUGUCGUUCAAUGGUGGCUGACACUGCAGGGUCCCUCAAGGGUUGUCCAGCUCCAGGCCAUACUUCGGCAGCUCUUCACUGUGCUCCAGGCUCCAAGUGGCAACAUGCGGAACCCAAACCACUGCAGGACUUGUGCGGUGGUGGGGAACUCCGGGCGGCUCAAGGGCUCUGGCCAUGGGCUGCGGAUUGAUGAGCACGACUGGGUGCUGAGGAUGAACAGGGCAAAGAUUGCUGGCUUUGAGAUGGAUGUUGGCAUGAGAACAACCCAUCACUUCAUGUACCCAGAGAGCGCAGUGAACCUUGAGCCUGGCGUCCACCUCGUCCUCGUCCCCUUCAAGCCACUGGACCUGCAGUGGGUGGCCAGUGCCUUCUCCACUGGAGAGCUCACACACACAUACAUGAGAGUGAAACAGUUCAUCAAAGCUGACAGAAACAAGGUGCUGAUCCUGAGCCCAGCUUUCCUCAAGUACAUCCACGACAACUGGACACAGCACCACGGGCGAUACCCCUCCACCGGCUUCACGGCCCUGCUCUUUGCCCUGCAUGUCUGCCAGCAGGUCUCCGUGUUUGGCUUCGGAGCAGACACCGAAGGGAACUGGCACCACUACUGGGAGGAAAACCGCUGGUCCGGAGCCUUCCGCAGGACGAGGGUCCACGAUGCUGACGUUGAAUUCAGCCUCAUUGAGAGACUGGCAGCUGAAGGCAGGAUUUUAUUUUAUAGAUGAUGCAUUUCCAAGAGACUGAAGCCAGGCUGUUAGUGCAGGAACUGGCCCCUCUCUCUGCUCUUCAGCUUGCUUGCGCUGCUCCCAUCAGCUGGGCACUGCGGGUGCCACGCUCCCAUGGCACAAGGGAUGUUGCAUUUGGCUGGACACAUGGUGGACAUGGCUCUGCCCGUUCUGGUUGGGAGAGAAGGAGAGACAUGGAGCUGGAAGCGCAUGUGGAGCCUGUGAGCUGCUAUGUGUCCCCCUGCAGUGGCUACAAAGCCAGUGGGUGACAGCAAUGGUGGUGGCAGCAGCCACUGAAACGUGGCUGUCCACACGAUGGAGCUUUUGGGGGACGUUCAUAGUUGUUCUUUAGGUAGUCUUUUUAUAACUAAGGAAAAAACUUUGAAACUCUAUCAAAGGAGAAUAAGAAAGGAAAAAAGUCGAGCAAGCUGUCUGAAGACAAGAGAAUCAAGUACAGUUUAACUGAUCUUCCAUUGAAUAAACUUUGAAAACACAGGUGAAUCUAUUA